GGGGCGGGAGGAGGAGCCGCAGGAGCCGCGCCGCCGCCGAGCUGCGAUGUGGCCGGCCAGCCGGCGUGUAAACACGGGGAGCAGCCGCGGCCGCCCCGGCCCCGGGCACUGAGCACGCCCGCCGAGACCUGCCCGCCGCUGCCAUGGCCGAAGUGCGCAAAUUCACCAAGCGGCUCAGCAAGCCGGGCACGGCGGCCGAGCUCCGGCAGAGCGUGUCGGAGGCCGUGCGGAGCUCGGUGGUGCUGGAAAAGACCAAAGUUGUUGAGCCCUUGGACUAUGAGAAUGUUAUCGCCCAAAGAAAAACUCAGAUUUACAGCGACCCGCUCCGAGACCUGCUUAUGUUUCCAAUGGAAGAUAUAUCUAUCUCCGUGAUCAGUCGUCAACGCCGAACAGUCCAGUCCACUGUACCAGAAGAUGGUGAGAAGAGGGCCCAGAGUUUGUUUGUCAAGGAGUGUAUUAAAACCUAUAGCACAGAUUGGCAUGUGGUGAACUACAAGUAUGAAGACUUCUCUGGAGACUUUCGAAUGCUGCCAUGCAAGUCUCUGCGACCAGAAAAGAUUCCCAAUCAUGUGUUUGAGAUUGAUGAGGACUGUGAGAAGGAUGAGGAUUCGUCAUCUUUAUGCUCUCAGAAGGGUGGUGUGAUCAAACAAGGCUGGUUGCAUAAAGCCAAUGUAAAUAGCACCAUCACAGUUACCAUGAAGGUGUUCAAGAGACGGUAUUUUUACUUAACUCAGCUUCCUGAUGGUUCGUAUAUUCUCAAUUCCUAUAAAGAUGAGAAAAAUUCAAAAGAAUCUAAAGGUUGCAUCUACUUGGAUGCUUGCAUCGAUGUUGUUCAGUGCCCCAAAAUGCGCCGUCAUGCUUUUGAACUCAAGAUGUUAGAUAAGUAUAGCCAUUAUCUGGCUGCUGAAACUGAGCAGGAAAUGGAGGAAUGGUUGAUAACUUUGAAAAAGAUUAUUCAGAUCAAUACCGACAGUUUAGUGCAAGAGAAAAAGGAGACGGUGGAAAUACCACAAGAUGAUGAAACUAGCAGCCAAGGAAAAGCCGAGAACAUCAUGGCCAGUUUGGAAAGGAGCAUGCAUCCGGAACUGAUGAAGUAUGGAAGAGAAACUGAACAACUAAACAAGCUCAGUAGAGGAGAUGGAAGACAGAAUCUCUUUUCUUUUGAUUCAGAAGUUCAGAGGUUGGACUUUUCAGGAAUUGAACCUGAUAUAAAGCCAUUUGAGGAAAAGUGCAAUAAACGUUUCUUGGUAAAUUGCCAUGAUUUAAUGUUCAAUAUCUUGGGUCAAGUUGGAGACAAUGCAAAAGGACCACCCACAAACGUUGAACCCUUUUUUAUUAAUCUUGCCUUGUUUGAUGUGAAGAACAACUGUAAGAUUUCAGCUGACUUCCAUGUAGACUUGAAUCCCCCAUCUGUCCGUGAAAUGCUGUGGGGCCCUUCAAGCCAACCAGCGACUGAUGGCACCCCAAGAGGUUCUUCACCUGAGUCUUUCAUUCACGGAAUUGCUGAAUCUCAGUUACGCUACAUAAAGCAGGGAAUUUUCUCAGUGACGAAUCCACAUCCUGAAAUUUUCCUGGUUGCGAGAAUUGAAAAGGUUCUCCAAGGAAACAUCACACACUGUGCGGAACCCUACAUCAAAAAUUCUGACCCGGCAAAGACGGCCCAGAAAGUGCACAGGACAGCUAAGCAAGUGUGUAGCCGCCUUGGACAAUACAGAAUGCCCUUUGCUUGGGCUGCCAGGCCCAUUUUCAAAGAUAUUCAAGGCUCUCUGGACCUGGAUGGGAGAUUUUCUCCUUUGUAUAAACAAGAUAGUAGCAAGCUUUCCAAUGAAGACAUUCUCAAGUUGCUCUCGGAAUACAAGAAGCCAGAGAAGACCAAAUUGCAGAUUAUUCCUGGGCAGCUAAACAUCACAGUAGAAUGUGUUCCUGUGGAUUUUUCAAAUUGUAUUACUUCUUCAUAUGUGCCUCUGAAGCCCUUUGAAAAGAAUUGUCAAAAUAUUACUGUGGAAGUUGAAGAGUUUGUUCCAGAAAUGACAAAAUAUUGUUACCCAUUUACCAUUUACAAAAACCAUCUAUAUGUAUAUCCCUUGCAAUUAAAAUACGAUAGCCAAAAAACAUUUGCCAAGGCAAGGAACAUUGCGGUCUGUGUGGAAUUCCGGGAUUCGGAUGAAAGUAACGCUAGCGCUCUAAAGUGUAUCUAUGGAAAACCUGCAGGGUCUGUCUUUACCACAAACGCUUAUGCUGUUGUUUCGCAUCACAACCAAAAUCCAGAGUUCUAUGAUGAGAUAAAAAUUGAGCUUCCCAUUCACCUUCAUCAAAAACAUCAUUUGCUUUUCACUUUUUAUCACGUAAGUUGUGAAAUUAACACAAAGGGAACAACCAAAAAGCAGGACACAGUUGAAACUCCAGUUGGCUUUGCCUGGGUACCUUUACUGAAGGAUGGUAGAAUCAUCACAUUGGAGCAGCAGCUGCCAGUUUCCGCCAAUCUUCCCCCAGGCUACAUGAGUCUGAAUGAUGCAGAAUCCAGAAGGCAAUCAAAUGUGGAUAUUAAGUGGGUAGAUGGUGCAAAGCCUUUGCUGAAGAUCAAAAGCCACUUGGAGUCUACCAUUUACACUCAAGAUCUGCAUGUGCACAAAUUCUUCCAGCAUUGCCAGCUGAUUCAGUCAGGCUCGAAAGAAGUUCCUGGGGAGCUCAUUAAAUAUUUAAAGUGUUUGCAUGCCAUGGAGAUCCAAGUCAUGAUACAGUUUCUACCUGUAAUUCUUAUGCAACUCUUCCAAGUUCUCACAAACAUGACCCAUGAAGAUGACGUUCCUUUCAACUGCACCAUGGUUCUCUUACAUAUCGUAUCAAAGUGCCAUGAAGAAGGCUUGGAUAAUUAUUUAAGAUCCUUCAUUAAGUAUAGCUUCCGACCUGAAAAACCCAGUGCUCCUCAGGCCCAGCUGAUACAUGAAACUCUUGCGACUACAAUGAUAGCGAUACUGAAACAGUCUGCAGACUUUUUAGCAAUAAACAAAUUGCUCAAGUACUCAUGGUUUUUCUUUGAAAUUAUUGCAAAGUCUAUGGCCACAUACUUGCUGGAAGAGAAUAAAAUUAAGCUUCCAAGAGGCCAGAGGUUUUCUGAGGCAUAUCAUCAUGUCUUACAUUCACUGCUUCUUGCAGUAAUUCCCCAUGUGACUAUUCGCUAUGCAGAGAUUCCGGAUGAGUCCAGAAAUGUCAAUUAUAGUUUGGCUAGCUUCUUGAAGCGCUGUCUGACCCUAAUGGAUAGAGGAUUUGUUUUCAAUUUGAUAAAUGACUAUAUAUCUGGAUUCAGCCCCAAAGAUCCUAAGGUUCUGGCUGAAUACAAGUUUGAAUUUCUGCAAACAAUUUGCAAUCAUGAACAUUACAUUCCUCUGAAUUUGCCAAUGGCUUUUGCCAAACCUAAACUUCAGCGAGUUCAAGAUUUUUUUUCAUUUGCGGUGGACCGUUUGACUUCAGUAGAUUCAAAUCUUGAAUACAGUUUAUCAGAUGAGUAUUGCAAGCAUCACUUCUUGGUUGGUCUGCUUCUGAGGGAAACCUCCAUUGCUCUUCAAGACAAUUAUGAGAUCAGAUAUACAGCUAUCUCUGUCAUAAAGAAUCUUUUGAUAAAACAUGCAUUUGACACUAGAUACCAGCACAAGAACCAACAAGCCAAAAUAGCACAGUUGUACCUCCCAUUUGUCGGACUGCUUUUGGAAAAUAUACAGCGAUUAGCAGGUCGAGAUACACUGUAUUCUUGUGCAGCCAUGCCUAAUUCUGCAUCCAGGGAUGAGUUUGCAUGUGGCUUCACUUCACCUACAAAUAGAGGGAGUCUGAGCACUGACAAAGACACUGCUUAUGGGUCUUUUCAAAACGGACAUGGAAUUAAGAGGGAAGAUUCAAGAGGUUCCCUCAUCCCAGAAGGAGCAACCGGAUUUCCAGAUCAGGGCAGCACUGGUGAAAAUACUCGGCAGAGUUCUACAAGGAGUAGUGUAUCCCAGUAUAACCGAUUGGAUCAAUAUGAAAUCAGAAGCCUCUUGAUGUGCUAUUUGUAUAUAGUAAAAAUGAUUUCUGAAGAUACACUCUUAACUUACUGGAACAAGGUAUCUCCCCAGGAGCUCAUAAACAUUCUUGUACUUCUAGAAGUAUGUUUGUUUCACUUUAGAUACAUGGGGAAAAGAAACAUAGCAAGGGUGCAUGAUGCCUGGCUGUCAAAACACUUUGGAGUAGACCGAAAAUCACAAACCAUGCCAGCUCUCCGAAACAGAUCAGGAAUAAUGCAGGCCCGGCUUCAGCAUCUUAGUAGCCUGGAAAGUUCAUUUACACUUAAUCACAGUUCUUCAACAACUGAAGCAGACAUUUUCCAUCAGGCACUUCUUGAAGGAAAUACUGCUACGGAAGUUUCCCUAACAGUAUUAGAUACCAUAUCGUUUUUCACUCAGUGUUUCAAGAGUCAACUUUUAAAUAAUGAUGGCCACAACCCAUUAAUGAAAAAAGUAUUUGAUAUUCAUCUUGCUUUUCUUAAAAAUGGGCAGUCUGAAGUGUCGCUGAAACAUGUCUUUGCCUCACUGCGAGCGUUCAUUAGUAAGUUUCCCUCGGCUUUUUUCAAAGGAAGGGUAAACAUGUGUGCUGCGUUUUGCUAUGAGGUUUUAAAGUGCUGCACGUCAAAGAUUAGCUCAACCAGGAAUGAAGCCUCUGCACUUUUGUAUCUUCUGAUGAGAAACAACUUUGAGUACACCAAAAGGAAAACCUUUUUAAGGACACAUCUGCAGAUAAUAAUUGCAGUGAGCCAGUUGAUAGCAGAUGUAGCACUAAGUGGAGGAUCGAGAUUUCAGGAGUCUUUAUUCAUUAUCAAUAACUUUGCAAACAGUGACAGACCUAUGAAGGCAACUGCUUUUCCCUCAGAAGUCAAAGACUUGACCAAGAGAAUCCGUACUGUUCUUAUGGCCACAGCUCAAAUGAAGGAGCAUGAGAAGGACCCCGAAAUGCUAAUUGAUCUCCAGUAUAGCUUAGCCAAGUCCUACGCAAGUACCCCAGAGCUCAGGAAAACAUGGCUUGAUAGCAUGGCCAAGAUUCAUAUAAAAAAUGGAGAUUUUUCAGAGGCAGCAAUGUGUUAUGUCCACGUAGCAGCUUUGGUUGCAGAGUUUCUUCAUCGAAAAAAAUUAUUCCCUAAUGGAUGUUCAGCCUUCAAGAAAAUUACUCCCAACAUAGAUGAAGAAGGAGCAAUGAAGGAGGAUGCUGGAAUGAUGGAUGUCCAUUAUAGUGAAGAAGUUUUGCUGGAAUUGCUAGAACAAUGUGUGGAUGGCUUAUGGAAAGCAGAGCGUUAUGAAGUAAUUUCUGAAAUUUCCAAGUUGAUCAUUCCAAUUUAUGAGAAACGUCGAGAGUUUGAGAAACUUACUCAAGUUUAUAGAACUCUUCAUGGAGCUUACACAAAAAUUUUGGAGGUUAUGCACACAAAGAAAAGACUUUUGGGCACUUUCUUCCGAGUUGCCUUUUAUGGCCAAUCUUUUUUUGAAGAAGAGGAUGGAAAGGAGUACAUCUAUAAAGAGCCAAAGCUCACCGGCCUCUCAGAGAUUUCCCUGAGACUUGUUAAACUUUAUGGUGAAAAAUUUGGUACAGAGAAUGUCAAAAUAAUUCAGGAUUCAGACAAGGUAAAUGUCAAAGAGCUUGAUCCCAAAUAUGCUUAUAUCCAAGUCACUUAUGUGAAGCCCUACUUUGAUGAUAAAGAACUCACAGAAAGAAAAACUGAAUUUGAAAGAAACCAUAAUAUCAACAGAUUUGUUUUUGAGGCUCCUUAUACAUUGUCAGGCAAAAAGCAAGGUUGUAUAGAGGAACAGUGCAAACGCCGUACAAUCUUGACUACUUCAAACUCAUUUCCAUAUGUGAAGAAGAGGAUCGCUAUAAACUAUGAACAGCAGAUUCAUUUAAAGCCAAUUGAUGUUGCCACUGAUGAAAUAAAAGAUAAAACUGCAGAGCUGCAAAAGCUUUGUUCUUCUGCUGACGUGGACAUGAUUCAGCUCCAACUUAAAUUGCAGGGCUGUGUUUCAGUGCAGGUAAAUGCAGGUCCGUUAGCAUACGCAAGGGCUUUCUUAAAUGACAGUCAAGCUAGCAAGUAUCCGCCCAAAAAAGUAAAUGAGUUGAAAGACAUGUUUAGGAAGUUCAUCCAAGCAUGCAGCAUUGCACUGGAACUAAAUGAGCGGUUAAUUAAAGAGGAUCAGAUUGAAUACCAUGAAGGGCUCAAGUCAAAUUUCAGAGACAUGGUGAAAGAAUUGUCUGACAUUAUUCAUGAACAGAUAAUACAAGAAGACCCGAUGCAUUCUCCCUGGAUGAGCAACACAUUACAUGUAUUUUGUGCAAUUAGUGGUACAUCGAGUGAUCGAAGUUAUGGUUCCCCAAGAUACACUGCUGAAAUAUGAGGACAUGCAGAUGUCAAGUGACAACAAGACUGAACUUCUCAGGAAUAUUUGGAGCUGUGCAAAUGUUAAAAAUUUAAAGAUUUGUUAUACACGGAGUGUUUCCUCCUGACACCAAAACUUUCAUGCUUUCAUACAGGGUGCUUACAUAUUUGUAAAUAUUUAAGCAACUUGAAAGUGCCUGGAAAAUUGCACCACUGUGCUUAGUUUGUACUUUUUUAGGUAAAUCUAUAUACUGAGAAGUAGAGCUCAAAAACUUUCAUUCGAUUUGCUUAACUGUCGCUUAAAAUAUUAAUGGUACUGUGUAAAAUUGUAUAAUGGAACACAAUAAAAGGUAAAACUUCUUUGUAAUUAGAAGUAAAGGAAAUAAUACUUUGAACUUAGCAUUUUUCCUGACAGGAAGCUAAAUUCAUUAUCAUACUAAUCCUUGGAGAAUAAAUUGAUAAAAUUUUCACAAAACAUGGAUACUUCCAGCUGAGGAGAUAAUUUGAAACCUUGCCUUCCAGUGGUCUAGACUGGGCUAAAGGAAACAUACGCAUUAUGUGAAAAGGAAAUUUUCACAAAGAAAGGGUAUAUAUAGAAAUACCAGGCUUCCCAAUCCUUCAAGUUUUGAUCCAAUAAUGCUAGGUAUUCCAGUCAGUGGUCUCUCUAACAUACUAGGCAAGGGAUUCCUCUGUGGCUUAGGUUUGCCUAGCAAGCAGCCUUUGUUGCCAAAGCUUCAUCAGCUGAGGCUGUCCAUAAAGCUAAACAAACAUGUCUGAGAUUUGCAGUUACUUCAGAGUUUUAGCAGCAGAAUCUGAGGGUAGGGAUUUUGUAAUGAUGAUUUUCUUCAGUUUACAAAGUUAAUAAGGAUUUUGAUAGAACUUGAUGAUCACAGCAUUUCUUGGGUCAGUAUAUAUAACCACCACAUAUUUAGCAGCUGCUGGCUAAGGAUUACAUUUCUAACUAUGAAGAAACCUCAGAUUAACUAAAUAAUUCAGGAGAAACCAAGAUGUGAAGGACAUUUUUAGCUUAAACUAUCCAUAAAAUUUUGGCUGCCUUUCAUGUAAACAUUAAGUCCUAGAUUUAUUUUUCAUAUGUAGUUUAGCCUAUCUUAUAGACAUUUUUUUAAAAACCCAGAAAACAGACACUGAAAUCUAAGUGGGUUGCAUGGAGCUUUGGCUUUUUAAAUACUCUGUGAUCAAGUAAAUCUUAGAGCUUCUUAUGCACCUGGCUUGGGCAUAUUUCUUUACAUGUCAUUUUUAAGCAUUCAGGGGAGCAUGAAAUUACCUAUAAAAGAUUAAUUUUGUAUUUUAAUAAGGGAUUCAGAAAUUCCAGAAGCAGUCAGUAAUUCCUUAAUAUCUUGAAGUCACGUGAAGAGUUAGUUUCACCUUUAAAACUAUUAUAUGUAGUACAUAUAUGUAAAAAAACCUGUCACCCAGAGAGAGUGCUGCCUUCUGAGAAUGAGGUGUCUUGGGGAAACUUGAGUGCUCUUUUGUUAAUGACCAGUCCCUAUCCUAUCCCCCAGUAUAUACUAUGCCCUGUGGGUCAUUUUAAAAAGUGUAACAAAUGACCCCUGCCCUCAAGGAAGUUGCAGUCUAGUUGAGGAGGCAAGAUAGACAUGAAAUUAAAUAAUACAAGAAUUAACAAUAAUAAGACAAGAUAAGUUGUCUCUGAGGACUGCCAAAUGAAUGACACUGUCCAUAACUCAUAUCAUAUUCAAGGAAUGAGAAGCUACUGUGAAUGUUAAUGUUCAGGGAUGACUUCAUGAAAAGUAAGCCUUGAACAGACUUUCAAAGAUGAGAAGCUAAUCUAGGCAGGAAGACCAUCACACUCAAAGUUGUAGAAAGAUUUUGUACCAGUUUCGUUCAAGGGAGUAAAUGCUAAAUCUAGAAAGACAAUUUAGACCUAGAUAUUGGAAGGCCUUGAAUACCAGGAUAAUAGUAUUUUGACUUUAAUCAAUGAACAGGAGGAGACCAGUCAAGAUUUUUGAAUGGAGAGAUUACUUGACUAAAUAUUAUUUUUAUGAAUGUAAUCCUUUAUAUUGCUGCCAGAUACCUUUGAGUCUGAGAGAGAUGGACAUAUGGAAACCAGUUAGAUAGUUAUUGUAGUAAUCUAAUUAUGAGUCCAUAAGCCCAUAGAUGUGAACAAGAAUGGAGAAGAAAGGACAAGUGCCAGAGAUACUAUGUAGAAAGAUCGGGCAUGACCUAUUGAUGGCUAAGGAGAAAAAAGGAAAAGGUAAAGAUAAUUUUGUGUCCUGUGGCCAAUGAGUUCUCCAGGUAAUGGCAAAAUUUUAUGGGAUUAUUUUCACCAGCUUCCAAACUGAGGGUAGAAAGGUAUAUAGAGAGAACACGGUGGGUUAGACUAGAGAAAGCCAGCUAAGUAUGCCUUGAAAUACUGUAUAUGUUAGGUAUUACUGUUUCUAUAGUUUAAUGAUUUCAUGAAGUGAUUUAGCCUCUACAGAUGAAUUCACAUCAAAGAAUACAUUUCUGCUAUACUAAUUAUUUUUGCAAUUAAGCUUGACUCCAGGUUCCCUGGAAAUACUGUUUUGAUAGUCUUUGAAUAGCUUGUAAAAUGUGAAUAAAGUCACCAUUAGUAGUGUUAGCUUAUCACAAGAAUGAUAACCCAUAGAGAAAGUAAGCAAUUCCAUGCAGAUAUUCUGAGUAACCAGUACACCAAUGGGAUCAUGUCCAUAGAUGGUAUUGUUAUUGUUACCAUAUUUAUAUGAAUUGACUGCAUAUAUAAAUACUGUAAGUUUCUUUUUAAAAAUGAAACAGCAGCAGUGGUAGCAACAGCCUUGGAACCGUGACCAACAUAUCGUAGAACUAGAGAUGACUGACUGGUUAAUUAAUAACUAAAUAGGUCAGCAUCAUAAAGACCUAAGCCUUUAAUUAUAAAUACUAGUUUAUCUAUAAUGCAGAGCCUGAGCAAUGUAUUGAAAUCUUAGGAAUUUCCUAACUCUUGAAAACCUUAAUAAUGAGAUACAUAUUUCAGGCUUCUCUUACACAAAAUGGUGGGCUACCUUCAGUCUUCUACUAACAGUACACUACUUCAGCUAUCAGAACACAGGGAGAGGAGUAGAGUAAAAGACGAUUAGGGGUGGGGCUGGGUCUGUACCACAGGGCUAUUCCCCUGUCCUGGGAAGUGGCCAGUAAGAGUGCUUUGUUCAUCUUGUUCCAGUGACAAUGCUUUCUUUCUAGUCCUUAGCCACAUAAUGGUUCCUCUAAGAAAAGUGUAUAUGUACGUUUAUCCAACUCCAGAUUGACGUUGCAACUAAAUUCUUCAAAGAUUGUGCCUUUGUGUAUGGCAUCUUAAGACUUUUUCCAACAUACUUUCUUGUCUUCUCUUUUCCUCUUUAUUAAGCUGUAAUUUGUACACCAUGCAAUUCACCCAUUUAAAACUCAAAUUCAGUAGCUUUUAGUAUAUUCACAGUUGUGUGACCAUCACCACAAUUCAUUUUAGAAUAUUUUCAUCACUUCCAAAGGAAACCCUAUACUCAUUAUCUGUCACUCCCAUUGCCCACCAACCAGUCCCCAGCCCCUGACAAUCAGUAAUCAACUUUUCUGUAUCUAUAGAUUAGUAUUUUAGACAUUUCUUAUAAAUGGAAUCACAUACUGUGUGGCCUUCUAUGACUAGCUUCUUUCAUUUAGCAUGAUAUUUUCAAGGUUCAUCCAUGUUGUAACUUGUAUCAGAAUUUCACUCCUUUUUAUGGCUGGAUAAUAGCUCCUUUUGCAUGAAUAUGUCAUAUUUUGUUUAUCAGUUAAUGAACAUUUGGUUUAUUUUUGCUUUUCGGCUAUUGUUGAUAAUGUUGUUGUGAAUAUUCACCUACAAGUUUUUCUAUGGAUAUGUUUCAUUUGUCUUGGGCGUAUACCUAGGAGCUGAAUUACUGGGUCAUAUGGUAACUAUGUUUAAACUUUUGAAGAACUGCCAGACUCUUUUCUACAGUAGUUGCACCACUUUGCAGUUCCCAGCAGCACUAAAUAAGCAUUCUAAUUUCCCCAUAUUCUCAACAACACGUUAUUAUCUGCCUCUUUGAUUAUACCUUCCUAGUAGGUGUGAAGUGGUAUCUCAUUGGGGUUUUUGUUUGCAUUUCCCAAAUGGUUAAUGAAGUUGAGCAUUGUUUCAUGUGUUUGUUGACCAUUUUUAUAUCUUGUUUGGAAAUAUGUCUAUUCAGAUUCUUUACCCAUUUUUAAACACUGGUUUCUCUGUUGAUCA
Capra hircus (goat) is the source of this 10598-nucleotide messenger RNA. It is a transcript of the gene DOCK11, whose product is annotated as dedicator of cytokinesis 11. Gene Ontology annotation, biological process: small GTPase-mediated signal transduction; positive regulation of filopodium assembly; positive regulation of GTPase activity. Gene Ontology annotation, molecular function: guanyl-nucleotide exchange factor activity. Bases 144 to 6407 code for a protein of 2087 amino acids. The transcript is spliced from 54 exons. The record is from RefSeq and is a predicted model, not a curated record. Lineage: Eukaryota; Metazoa; Chordata; Mammalia; Artiodactyla; Bovidae.